This is a messenger RNA of Pieris rapae (cabbage white), 851 nucleotides long. RefSeq names its product EEF1A lysine methyltransferase 2. NCBI's taxonomy places the organism in Eukaryota, Metazoa, Arthropoda, Insecta, Lepidoptera, Pieridae. The transcript has 5 exons. Gene Ontology annotation, molecular function: protein-lysine N-methyltransferase activity. The coding region runs from base 199 to 846 and encodes 215 amino acids. The record is from RefSeq and is a predicted model, not a curated record. Gene Ontology annotation, cellular component: cytoplasm. Gene Ontology annotation, biological process: peptidyl-lysine dimethylation; peptidyl-lysine monomethylation.
UUGUCAGUUGUGGUCCAAUAAUCAAUUUAGAUUUGAAGUUUGUUUAUGCCGGGAUUGUACUGUUCCAAAAUUACUUAAAUCAAUAUUAAUGUAUAGUAAUAUUAAGAAUAAUUGUAACCUGAGUAUAAAAUAAAUCGACUUCUGUGCCUUAUCUCAUAAGUAAUAAAACAUAUAAGGUUCCCUGAAAAAACAUAGCAGAUGGAAGAUGAACUAAAUUCCUCUGAACUGGGUUCACAAACCUACUGGCAAGACACAUAUGUAAAGGAGCUAGAUAACUAUGAACAGAGUGGAGACAUUGGUGAUGUCUGGUUUGGAGAAGACAGUGCUUUGCGGAUCAUUAAGUGGAUAUGUGGCUGUGGUUUGGAAAAGGACUCACCUAUUAUUGAUUUAGGUUGUGGAAAUGGGUUUACAUUAUCAGCAUUAGCUGAUGAGGGCUUUUCAAACUUGCUAGGUGUAGAUUACUGUGAGGAAGCUAUAGCUCUGGCAGAGAAAGUUAAUAAAGAAUAUGCAAUGCUGAAAUUUAAGGUUUUUGACAUAAUCAAUGAUGAUGCAGCAUCACUUGGUAAAUUUGGAGUAGUACAUGAUAAAGGAACUUAUGAUGCAAUAUGUUUGAAUCCAAAUGUAAAAGAAUAUAGACCAAAAUAUAUACAACAAGUUGUUGACAUGUUAAAUGAUAAUGGUUUGUUUGUAAUAACAUCAUGCAAUUGGACUGAAUCGGAAUUAAUAAAUCAAUUUAGUGAGAAAUUGAAAUUGAAAUGUGUCAUACCGACGCCCCAAUUUAAAUUUGGUGGGAAAGUUGGAAGUGUUGUUUCAUCUGUGGUAUUUGAAAAAAUAAUAAAGAACUAAAUUUA